GAAAAAGAAAAAGAAAUGCCACCAUACUUCAAUUGAAUUGAAUGACAAUUGAACGGUUUAAUUUUUCAUGACUUGUUGCUAGCCAGCGAUGUGUAUUUGCUAGUGGUGCCUUAUCAGGCAAUAUUACUACUCACGUGCUGCCCGCCCGCCGGCGCCUUGGAAAGAGAAUCUUCCCUCUACCACACUUGCGAUAACGAACAACGAAUCAUCGCAACGAGUGAAGACACGAACAAGAAGAGCUUUGGGCUCUAUUAAACGAACCCCAACAACUCCCUUUUCCUGGACUGAAUUCGUCCCAUCCUCCUUCGACCUCGUCGCUUGAGAAACCCGACCCCGACCAAUUUCCCCCCUCCCCCCAAAUGGCCGACUCCCAACCGCCCCAAGCUCCCAUCAGAUCGCAAGGCCAAAACCGUGGUGGUCGUCGACGUGGACGAGGAGGCGCAAAUCAGACGAAACAACCAGAUACUCCCGGUGCCGGAAGGGGAAACCGAGGCAGAGGCCGCGGUGGAGGGGAUCGCAACCGCAAUACCAAUGCGUCCCAAGGUGCCGGGGCCGAUGCGCCUGUUGAGGCUACAGAAAAGCCAAAGAAGGUUCCGGUAGCUACCGACGAUGCAGAUGACGGUGAAAUCUGCUUUAUCUGUGCAUCUGAUGUGACGCACACUUCUGUCUCGCCGUGUAACCACCGGACCUGCCAUAUCUGUGCCCUGAGACUUCGGGCUCUGUACAAGAACAAAGCCUGUGCACACUGCCGGACGGAAUCCAACUAUGUGAUUUUCACGGAUGACCCAACGAAGGAUUUCGACCAGUUUGUUAGCAAGGACUUCUCUCGGAAGGACAACAAUCUUGGGAUUCAGUACGAGAAUGAUGAUAUUUUCGAAGAUACGGUUUUGUUGCUACGGUACAAUUGUCCUGAUACGGACUGUGACGCGGCUUGCUUGGGAUGGCCGGAUCUGCAUCGACAUACCAAGAGCAAGCAUGGGAAAGUGAUGUGUGAUCUAUGUACUCGAAACAAGAAGGUCUUCACCCACGAGCACGAACUCUUUACCAUGGCGGAGUUGCGGAAACACGAGAAAUACGGAGAUGAUGUCCCCGGUGCCAUUGACCAGAGCGGUUUCAGAGGUCACCCUGAAUGCGGUUUCUGUCGUCAGCGAUUCUACGGAGAUGACGAACUGUAUACACACUGCCGUGACAAGCAUGAGCGAUGCCACAUCUGCGAUCGACAAUCCGGACAUCGCCAACAGCAGUACUACGUCGAUUAUACCGCGCUCGAGGACCAUUUCCAGAAAGACCACCACCUAUGCCUAGAUCAGGAGUGCUUGGAUAAGAAGUUCGUCGUGUUCGAGUCUCAGAUGGAUCUAAAGGGCCAUCAACUGGAAUGCCAUCCCAAUGGGUUAUCCAAGGACGCAAGACGAGAUGCUCGCACUGUGGAUCUUUCUGCAUUUGACUUCAGAGCGCCUUACCAACCACAGCGACAGCGUCGUGGCGCAGGCCGGGGCCGCGACCCGAAUGCAGAGCCACUCCCGGCGUCCAGUGCCCAACCUUUGCGGCGGGACGAGAUCGCGUACCAGCGACAGGUGGCGAUCCAAAGUGCGCAGUCGGUCUCAACCCGUAGCUUUGGUGGACAGCUCACUCGCAAUGAUACACAGCAGGUGCGCGCUCCUCCACGCUCAGGGAAUGCCACACCUGCCCGCAGUCCACCAGCACAAUCUCCGCCGGUUUCUGAAUUGCAGAACCUCAAUCUUGUGGCUGACUCCACUCCGGCCAGUCCACAAGAGCAAGCACGCCGUCUGCGCCAUUCAGCAGUGAUUGAACGUGCCUCGAACCUCCUGCGCAAUGACCAGACGAAGCUGGGUGAAUUCCGCACCAGAGUCUCCAACUACCGUACCUCCCUCAUCUCCGCCACCGAACUGAUCGAUGCUUUCUUCUCUUUGUUUGACACUACAAGCUCUGAACUGGGUAAGCUCAUAAAAGAGCUCGCAGAUAUCUACGAAGAAGAUUCAAAGCGCACCACAUUACUGAAAGCCUGGAACGAUUGGCGUGCUAUCAAUGAGGACUAUCCAGCUCUGCCAGGACCGGGCGGGUUACUACCAGGCAUGUCACCAGACACUGUCAACGGUGGCGGGGCGGGUGGAAGCCGUGUACUUCGCUUAAAAUCCUCCACUGCACAAUCCUCGCGAUCAGCAGUGGGCCGUAGUGGUGCGCUCCCCUCCUCCGCUUCAUCAGCCACCGCAUUCCCCCCUCUUUCCUCCGCGUCUUCGUCCUCUUCCCGCCCUCCUGGGCGCAACAACGCAACCACAGCCUGGGGAACAGCAGCAGCCCCCUCGCCAUCUUCCUUCCCCAGCCUCCCCUCAUCUACCCGUCCCUCCCCUCGUGCUAGCGGCUCUUCUACUCCAACCGCAUCGUCCUCCCGUGCCUCUAACGCAAGAGGCACCGACGCAUUCCCUGCUCUCCCCGCGGCUCCGAAGCCCAAUGUUCUCAUGGCUGGCCUGACGCGCGGGACUGUCCGGUGGGGCGAGGCCCGCCCAGCUUCAAAUGCUUGGGCUGGGGGUGAAUCUUCAGAGCCGAUAGAUGACUUUGGGGAAGCAAUAAUGGCGACCCUUUUGCCUCCUCCGACGAAGCGCCAAAGAACAGAUGCUACUGAAAAGGCGCGCCAACAGCAGGAUGUCGAAAGCGUCCCCGCCGACCUGGGCAGCAUCCGAGUGCAAUUCUUUGACCAAGCAACGGGGUCAGCAACUGGUCCUGCGGUAUCGGUUCCGGUGGCUGAUGCGAGUGUGAAGAACUUGGAGACUCUUCUUAACACAUUACAAGGCAAUGAUGAUGAUGAGCGAGUACCAUACCGAUUCACAUAUCAAUCAGACGAAAAAGACAACCAGACAGUCGAUAUCCUGGCGGAUCUAUACCAAUCCCUGCUCAAGCCCGGGUUGAAAACCACCGAAGAUACUGUUCCCCUCUACUUCACCCCGCAAGCCGUCUUCCGAGUCAAAGCUGUGUCGCGAUGCUCGGCCUCGAUAGCUGGACACGGAGAAGCGAUUCUAGCGACCUCAUUCUCGCCCGUCUCAUCCUCUACAAUGGUGUCUGGAAGUGGUGACUCGACAGCUCGGGUGUGGGAUUGCGAGACCGGCACGCCGAUGCACACCCUCAAAGGGCACACUAGCUGGGUGCUGGCGGUCAGCUACUCACCGAACGGAGCGAUGAUUGCGACGGGAAGUAUGGAUAAUACUGUGCGCAUUUGGGAGGCAAAGAAGGGCCAGGCACUCGGAGGCCCGUUGAAGGGUCAUACGAAAUGGAUCACCAGUUUGGCUUGGGAGCCGUACCAUCUCCAACAGUCGGGGGCCCCACGGCUGGCCUCUGCAUCGAAAGACUCGACCAUCCGUAUUUGGGAUGUGGUGUCGCGGAGAAUAGACACUGUUCUGUCUGGCCAUAAGGGAUCGGUGACUUGUGUGCGUUGGGGAGGAACAGGGAAGAUCUACACGGCUUCGCACGAUCGGACAAUUAAGGUCUGGAAUGCGACAAAUGGCUCGUUACUUCAGACACUUUCUGCGCAUGCGCAUCGCGUGAACCACCUGGCGCUCUCGACCGAUUUCGCACUCCGGACGGCCUACCACGACCACACGGGCAAAGUGCCGCAGGAAGAAUCCGAGAAGGUAGCAGCGGCGAAGAAGCGCUUCGAACAGGCUGCCACAGUCAACAAUAAGAUUGUUGAGAAGCUCGUGUCGGCUAGUGACGAUUUCACCAUGUACCUGUGGGAGCCCGAGAGCUCGAACAAACCGAUUGCGCGGUUGCUGGGUCACCAGAAGGAAGUCAACCACGUCACGUUCUCGCCAGACAUGGCAUACAUUGCCUCUGCUGGUUUUGAUAAUCAUGUGAAGUUGUGGAAUGGGCGUGAUGGAAAGUUCAUCACUACCCUCCGCGGCCACGUCGGAGCAGUAUACCAAUGCUGUUUCUCAGCAGACUCGCGUCUGUUGGUAUCAUCGUCCAAGGACACGACAUUGAAGGUGUGGAAUGUCCGGACAGGGAAACUCUCGAUCGAUCUUCCCGGCCACCGGGACGAAGUGUUCGCGGUGGAUUGGAGUCCGGAUGGCCAAAAGGUCGGCAGUGGAGGGAAAGACAAGGCAAUCCGCAUUUGGAGACACUGAUGUAUAUACCCGUUCAUAUUCAUUCUUUUCAAUUCAAUACCAUUGGCUAGUUCAAUGUUGCAUGUGUUUUGUACGCAGCAUAUGUAGCCAGCCAAACUCGCACAAUCAUGUAUACCC
Molecule: messenger RNA, 4253 nt
Organism: Aspergillus ruber CBS 135680
Lineage: Eukaryota; Fungi; Ascomycota; Eurotiomycetes; Eurotiales; Aspergillaceae
Product: WD40 repeat-like protein
Exons: 6
Coding region: 360-4136 (1258 amino acids)
Biological process (GO): ribosomal large subunit assembly
Cellular component (GO): nucleolus
Molecular function (GO): protein binding
Source: RefSeq, a predicted model, not a curated record